AUCCAAUAUCUAUUUUUAGAUUUGUGAAAUUCCAAAAGUAAAAUGCUUUCCCAGUCAUACGUAGAAGAUGCAAAUGCACAUGUACUGUCAGAGGUGCACACUGACUGCCAGUUUCAAGUUUUACCAAACUCUGAUAAUGCAGUGACAAGAUUUAAGAUAAAUCUUCACAAUUUAAAAGCCAAGUCAGAACGGCAUUACUGCAACAGGAAGGCUGUGAAAUUAAAAACAAAUGAAAAUUUGAACACUGAAUUAAACGAUAAAGGCACAGAAUCUGACACUAGAUUUGGACAUGAAGAAGAAAAGGAUGCAUAUCAUAGAGAGUAUAGAAGAACUGAGGAUCAAAAAGAGAAGUUUGAUGAAGAUGGGGACUUGAUAUUAGAUAGACACCCCUGUCAGAGUUUAAAACUCGAUGACGAUAGAGAUUUGAUAUUAGACAGACACUCGUGUCAAAGUUUAAAACUAGAUGAAGAUGGGGAUUUGAUAUUAGAAAGGCAGUCACAUAAAUGUUUUAAACUUGAUAAGCACAGACAAUGCCCUUUAAACAAGGAGAUAUGCACACAGGAAGAUGAAUAUAAAGACUUAGACUGCAUUGAAAUUAAAGAUAAUAGUGAAGAGACUCCAGUAAAGAAGAAAAUAAAGUUAGAAAUGCAAAGUAAUACUGGUAAUAUGAACUCUAUUUUAAAUGCUGAACUUAACAUCAAGGAUGAUUUAGAUUGUGAUUUAGAAAAUACUCCUAGUGACAAAUUAAUUAAAACAAUGCAAAGUUCAUUACAGGCGUGUCAACAUUGUAAUGCAAAUUAUGAAAGUCAAAAGAGACCUUUUGAAUUUGACACAUCAGAAAAAAAUGUAUUUGUAAACUCAGAAAGACUUGUCAGUGAUAGAAUUAAGAUGUGCAAGAACUGUGUCAAAGAGCAACAUUCAGGUGAAGAUGUGCAGAAAGAAGUCAAGACAGGAAUUAGUGAUAAUGCAGAAAGUUUCAGAAAAGCUAGUGAGGUCUCGGACACAGUCAAAGACAAUGAUUAUGAUUCAUCUAUUUAUUAUAUAAAUAUAAAGCACAGUUUGUCUACAGAAUUAAAUGAUGUAGGUGAACAGGUAUGGCAUGGUUCUCUGUUACUAAGUGACUAUAUUAUAUGUAACCAUGGUAACUUUGAUGACAAGGUCAUAGUAGAUUUGGGAGCAGGUGUAGGACUGUCCAGUAUUGUUGCUGCCAUGUAUGCAAAGAUGAUGUACUGUACUGAUACUGGGGAGAAGGUUUUAUCACUUGCAGAGAGCAAUAUUUUAACAGCCAGGACUUGCCCAACUCUUCCUAGACAACUGUGUGAUGUACAUGUUAAAGAAUUGGACUGGUUUAAAGGAAUGGAAGAGGACAGCUCUUUGUUCAGUCUUACAAAAGAUGAUAUAGAUAGAAUCAACAAUAGUGAUAUUCUGAUAGCUGCUGAUGUGAUUUAUGACUUUGACAUCACUGACGCAUUCUUCAAUAUAGUAAAACAGAUCAUGAGUCACCCCCCUUGUAAGACUCUGUACAUUGGCUUGGAGAAGAGGAUUGUCUUUACAUGUGAGGACCUCACUUUCACAAGUCCAGGUUACAAUUAUUUCCGUCUUCACCUCGACGAUCUUUGUUCAGGGGAUGAUGAUGACACAGAGGCUUUGUUUGAAGUAGAGCAAAUCGACUCUAGCUUCCCACAGUUUUUCCAGUAUAACAGAAUUAGACAAUUGGAGUUAUGGAAGAUAACAGCUACAUUCAAGUCAUAGAUCAAAGAUGGAACAUGGCAAUAGAAAAGAAUAUAGAGACAUUAAUAUAGGAUAAAAUAAGACUAAAAUGGGAGCAUUUCACAAUCCAGAGGACACUUAUGCUUUUUAUGGAUACUCAUACUUUUAUGGAUAAAAAUUCAUGAAGAGAAAUUCAUCAAGACUUUUUAAAAAAUUAUGUAUGAUAGUAAAUGAUUACAUAAAUAGUUCUGAAUAUAAAAGUUUUGUUUGAUUUGAAAUUCGAUUCAAAAUACAGAUAGUUGACCUGAUUCAAAUGGAGACAAUUUUAAGUGUUUAGUAGAGAUAAAUUCACAUUGUAUAAAAGGAAUCACUGGACCAUAUCUUACAAGUACAUGUGUAUACUGUACUAUAUCUUGUAAGCAUAUACAUGUACUAUAACGAUCUUACACCGGCUGCAGGUAAAGACCUGAAGAUCUAGCUUGAGGGUAACUGUUUAUGGCCUACACACUUUAAAAAUUGUUUAAAGAAUUCUAUUCCGUGCUAAAUUCUGCUUGCCAUGGCAACGGAAAGAAAACAAAAACUUAAAAAAUCUUCUUUAAAAAAAACUCCAAAGAGCUAGAGCUUAGAUAUUUAGCAUGAAACAUCUUGUAGUGAGUGUCUACCAAGUUUAUUCAAUUAAAAGCCCCGCGUUGCCGAGGGGGUCAUUGAUUUUUCUUAUAUGUUUAUAGUAAAAACAAAAAAAUCUUCCAAAUAAGCCAAAGAGCUAGAGCUUAGUUAUUUAGCAUGGAACAUCUUUAGUGGGUGUCUACCAAGUUUGUUUAAAUGAAAGCACUGGGGUCAAAACUUGCCCCAUCCCUGGGGGGGGGGGGAUCAUUGAUUUUCCUAAUAUGUAUACAUACAUGUAUAGAAAAAACAAAAAAUCUUCAAGUAAAAAUCCAAAGAGCUACAGCUUAGUUAUUUAGCAUGAAACAUUUUCUAAUGGGUGUCAACUAAGUUUGCUCAAAUUAAAGCCCUGGUGUCAAAAUUUGCCCCGCCCGCCCCAGGGGGUCAUUGAUUUUCCUUGAUAUAUAUAGAAAAACAAAAAAAAUCUACUAAAAAAGCCAAAGUGCUACAUCUUAGAUAUUUAGCAUGAAACAUCUUGUAGUGGGUGUCUACCAUGUCAUUUCAAAUAAAAUCCCUUGGGUCAAAAUAGGCCUUGCCCCAGGGGGUCAUUGAAUUUUCUUAUAUGUAUAUAGUAAAACAAAAACAAAAAUCUUCUAAAAAAAGCCAAAGUGCUAGAGCUUAGAUAUUUAGCAUGAAACAUGUUCUAGUUGGUGUCUACCAAGUUUCAAUUGAUAGUUCUUUUCUGUCACUGUUGAUUUAUAAUCGGCAAAUUCUACUAUUGGCUAUUGUACUUCCUGGUUAUCUGGAGAAGUUGAUAUUCAUUCUCUAUUAUCACCAUUUUAAAUUGAGAUGAUGCUCCUUUUUCCACUGACAAGUUGAGCUGAAUAAGUACAAAAUUUCAAAAGAUUGAUUAUAAUGGUGAUGUAUAUGUUUAGGAUAAAAUAUACAGCAAAUACUACCAAAACUAUAAAAAGACUGCCCUUCUCAUUCAAAAAUUUCUGUAGGUCACAAGGAUUAUUGAUUAUCAAAAACAAUUAUGAUAAAAUGUAUGGUUAUUUUGCCUUUUACCUGUUCACUCAUCAUUUACACUUGGAUGGUCAUGCUGUUGCUUUAAUAUAAAUAAAAUACUCUCUCAAUAUACUAAAAAAUACACGUACAUGUGUUUUCUUAUUUUUUUAGCUCACCUGAGCAUUUUGUGGUCAGAGAAGAGCUUUUGUUGCUGCAAUUUAUACAUCCUUCAUUAUUUGUCAUCUGUCACCAAUUUAAUUUCCUAGAUCACAAAAUGGAUUUUGACCAAACUUCACAGGAAUGAUACUAACUGGUAGGUGGUCCUGUUCAAAAAUUAUAUAAAUGGUUCCAGUCUGAUGCACAAGUUGGUCACGAGCUAAAAAUAGACUUUAAAAAUAAAAUCUUUAAAAAAGACCUUUUUAGAAACUACAAUGCCAAUAGUUAAGAUAUUUAUGUAGCAUCACUGUGCGAUCCUCUAAAAAAAGUUAUAUAAAUGGUAAAACCAUGUCCCUUAGGUCAAAAUCGACCUUGCCUGGGGGGCAGGCCUUUUCCUAGCCAUUUUGGGAAAAGUACCUAGCAGAGUUUUAUAAUUUUUUUGUUGUAAAAUUGCUUUAUUGUGCCCCCACUAUAGUGGGGGGGGGGGCAUUUAGAUUAACCCUUGUCUGUCCGUCCAUCUGUUCGUCUGUCCGUUCUCUUUUUGUGUCGCAUGUAGCUCAAAAAGUAAUUGACCUAGAGUCAUGAAACCUUACAGUAAUGUUGAUCAGCAUGUGAAGUUGUGCACCUGGGUAUUUUCUUGGGAUAAAUUUAGUAUUUUUAGACUUAUUGCCCUUGACUUAGUAAAAAUUUGCAAUUUUCAACUUGUGUGACAUGUAACUCAAAAAAUAUUUGACCUAGAGUCAUGAAACCUCACUGGAAUGUUGAUCAGCAUGUGUAAGUGUGCAUCUGGGUAUUUUUGUGUGGAUAUAUUUAAUA
Ruditapes philippinarum (Manila clam) is the source of this 4293-nucleotide messenger RNA. RefSeq lists its product as uncharacterized. The transcript is spliced from 9 exons. Gene Ontology annotation, molecular function: protein methyltransferase activity. The record is from RefSeq and is a predicted model, not a curated record. Gene Ontology annotation, cellular component: nucleus. The coding region runs from base 43 to 1752 and encodes 569 amino acids. Gene Ontology annotation, biological process: protein methylation. Lineage: Eukaryota; Metazoa; Mollusca; Bivalvia; Venerida; Veneridae.